Messenger RNA from Paramecium tetraurelia, 849 nucleotides. RefSeq lists its product as uncharacterized. The transcript has 3 exons. Lineage: Eukaryota; Ciliophora; Oligohymenophorea; Peniculida; Parameciidae. The record is from RefSeq and is a predicted model, not a curated record. Gene Ontology annotation, molecular function: oxidoreductase activity.
AUGUAAAAAAUUAUUGUUCCUAUUUUAACUUUGAAUAAUGGCAACAAAAUUCCAUAAGUAGGUUAUGGUACUUACCAAUCCAAGGGUAAUGAAUUAGUUGAUGGAAUCAAAUAUGCCUUAUAAGCCGGGUACACUCACAUAGAUUCUGCCUCCUGUUAUAGAAAUGGCAAGGAUAUUAGAGUUCCUAAGAGGGAAGAUAUUUUCAUCACUUCUAAGAUCGCCCCUCAAGAACAAGGAUAUGAGAAUACCAUUAAUGCUUGCAAAAAAAUCCUAUAAGAUUUGGAUACUACAUACCUUGAUUUAUUACUAAUUCAUUGGCCAGGUUCUGCAGGUAAUAAACCUAAUAGUCCUGAAAAUGCCACUGUGAGACUUUAGACUUAUAAAGCUUUAGAGCAAUUAUUUUAAGAAGGGAAAAUUAAAAAUAUUGGAGUCAGCAAUUUUCUAAAACACCAUCUUGAACAUCUUCUGUAACAUUGUAAAAUCAAACCUGUUAUCAACUAAAUAGAAGUACAUCCCUUAUGUUGGGAUUAAGCUACUGUCCAAUUUUGUUAACAAUAAGGCAUCUUGAUUGAAGCUUACUCUCCUAUUGCUAGAAAUGAUCCCAAAUUGAUCUAGAAUCAAAAAAUGAUUGAGCUUUCAAAGAAAUACAAUAAAACUGUUGCUUAAGUAAGUCUAAGAUGGGCUGUACAAAAGGGGUUUAUUAUAUUACCAAAAUCAAAGACUCCAAAAUACAUCAAAGAAAAUAUUGAGAUUUUUGAUUUUUAAAUUUCUUAAGAUGACAUGAAUGCUAUUGAUAAUCUUAAUCAAAAUUAUCACACAUGUUGGGAUCCUAGCACAGUUAUUUAUUGA